This is a messenger RNA of Clunio marinus, 1399 nucleotides long. Lineage: Eukaryota; Metazoa; Arthropoda; Insecta; Diptera; Chironomidae. The record is from the annotation of a GenBank genome assembly.
AGUUUCGUUUGAAGUGUGGCAGUGAAGAGUUGGGAAAAAUGAAUUUAGCAGAAAAUAUUCCCGUGUGGAUGAAUCAAGAUUUCUUUGACAAGGUCAUUCGAUUCAUUGAGAAAGAUCAAGCAGCCAAAGUUACAAAGUUUGAUGUCAAUCCAGGAUCGAAGGCAGGAGAGAAUUUUGCAAGUGCAAUAUUUCGUAGCUCGAUAACUUACAAGUCAAAGUAUUCGAAAGAUGCGAAAACAAUUUCAGUCAUCAUCAAAGUGAAGCCAGUUCUUGGUCCAGAAAUGGCAGCUUACAGCGAAAUCAUUGAAAAGUCGAAAUUUUUUGAAACUGAAAUGGCUUUUUACGGGAAAAUUCUGCCUGAUAUUCAAUCGUUAAUGUUAUCAGCUGGAGAUAAGGACGUUUUGUCACCAAAAUUACUUUAUCAGUCCAAUGAACCUUCUCCAGUCAUCGUUAUGGAAGAUGUUUGUGUUGAUGACUUUACAGUUAUCAAUUAUCCUCCAACAGAUUUUGAAGUUUCACGAAAAAUAAUUCAACGUUUGGCAAAGAUACAUGCUGGGACUUUCUAUUUGAUCAGUGAAAAUAAGUUGGAUCCAACAGCUUUCAGUCAGAGUAUAUUUGAAAUACCAUCAACUGCUGAGAUGAUUUAUGGAAAUACUUUAGAACAUUUCGCUUCAAUUCUUAAUGAUUGGAAAGGUUAUGAAAAAUAUGCUGAGAAGUUUAAACCUUUGAGAAAAACUUAUUUGAGUAAAGUUUUGAAAACUUACAAGCCAAAUCGAAGUGAAUUUGGUUACAAUGUCAUCAAUCAUGCCGAUUUUCAUAUUCGUAAUUUGUUGUUUAAGAAAACUAAAGAUGGAAGCAUUGAAGAUUUUCUUUUUAUUGACUUUCAACUUUGUAAUUAUGCAACGCCAGCAAUUGACUUAAUCUACGCGAUGUAUCAUGUAUUAUCCGAGGAAAACCGUCAAACGAGACGUGAUGAGUUCAUCGUCAGCUACUAUAAGCAAUUUGUUGAAUCACUUAAGGCAUUUGGUUACAUGAAAUCCCCACCAUCACUUACUGAUCUCCAUAUUGAACUGUUGAAAAAUGGAAUUCUUGAAGUUUUGUUGUGUGUAUGCAACACUUCCAUUUAUUAUUACGACUUUUCGACAGUCAAACAUGAAGAUUUUCUGGUCGAAGAUGGAGUGAAAAACUUUAUGAAGAAAUUAUUCGAGACGCCAGCAUUCAAAGCAAUGCUACAGAAGGAAUUGCCGAGAUUCCUCUACAAUGGUUUCAUUUAAAUUGUUAUGAUAAUCUACUCACGGUCAAAUCGACUAAUAAUAAAAGUAAUCAGAAAUUGAUAUAUCACCUCAACCUGCUUCCACUUUAAAUUACUCAAAAGCAUGUCAAUAAUGAAAGUGAACCG